CGCGGGCUCUGCGGUUCGGGUUCCCGGCGCCACUGUAGCCGCGCUGCCCUGCUCGCCGGUGGCCCCGGGCCCUGCGGGGACUGCAGGCAUCUCCGGGCGCUGGGACUCGGCGCGGACCCGCGCGUGUUCGCCCUCCCUCGGCGAGACCUAGACGGCCGGGGUCCGGGGCCAUGGAGCCGGCUCCCGCCUCGGGGGGCUCGGAGACCACGCGGCUGGUGAGCCCCCGGGACCGCGGCGGCGCGGGGGGCGGCCUGCGCCUCAAGAGUCUCUUCACAGAGCCCUCCGAGGCCCGUGCCGAGGAACCCAAACCUGCAGAGACGGGCUUUCAACACUGCCACAGGGACCCGCUACCACCGCAGCCUGGGCUCAGCCCUGAGCGUCUGCAGGCACAGAGGCAGCUCUGUGCUGCCUGUGCCGUGUGCUGCGUCUUCAUGGCCGGCGAGGUGGUGGGUGGGUACCUGGCACACAGCCUGGCCAUCAUGACCGACGCCGCUCACCUGCUGGCUGAUGUGGGCAGCAUGGUGGGCAGCCUCUUCUCCCUCUGGCUGUCCACUCGGCCCGCUACCCGCACCAUGACCUUUGGCUGGCACCGCUCAGAGACGCUGGGGGCGCUGGCCUCAGUGGUCUCCCUCUGGAUGGUCACGGGCAUUCUGCUGUACCUGGCCUUUAUCCGCCUACUGCACAGCGACUACCACAUCGAGGGUGGCGCCAUGCUUCUCACCGCCAGUAUUGCCGUCUGCGCCAACCUGCUAAUGGCCUUUGUGCUGCACCAGGCGGGGCCCCCCCACAGCCACGGGUCUCGGGGGGCCGAGUACGCACCGCUGGAGGAGGGCCCCGGGGAGCAGUUGCCCCUGGGGAACACCAGCGUUCGGGCAGCCUUCGUGCACGUGUUGGGGGACCUCCUGCAGAGCUUCGGGGUGCUGGCAGCCUCUGUCCUCAUCUACUUUAAGCCUCAGUACAAGGCAGCCGACCCCAUCAGCACUUUCCUCUUCUCCAUCUGCGCCCUGGGCUCCACCGCGCCCACCCUCCGCGAUGUCCUGCGAGUCCUCAUGGAGGGUGCCCCUCGGAACAUGGGGUUCGAGGCCGUGCGGGACACGCUGCUGGCGGUGCCGGGAGUCCGGGCCACGCACGAGUUGCACCUGUGGUCCCUGACGCUCACUUACUACGUUGCCUCGGCACACUUGGCUAUUGAUGCCACAGCUGACCCGGAAGCCGUCCUGGCUGAAGCCACGUCCCGCCUGCAUUCUCGGUUCGGCUUCUCUAGCUGCACCCUGCAGGUGGAGCAGUACCAGCCUGAGAUGGCCCAGUGUCCGCACUGCCGCGACCUCUCCCAAGCCUGAGCUGCGGCCCCCACCUUCACCCCACUGCCAGGCCCAGGCUCGGCCUUGGCUGGGCUCUCAGCACCGGCCUCCCUGCUUGGGGAGCUGGGCCCUGCACCUCCCUUCUCCCUCCUUCCACCUGCUGGCUUCCCAGCCCCCAACCCCGGUGGGCAAGACCAAAGUGUGUGAGUGAGGAAGUGGGGUGGGAAUCCCACUGAGCAGGUGUGCCCCUCUGGGAGCUGGGAACUCUGGGUCUCUAGGCAGGGUGGUGGUGGAAGUCCUGGGAUCCUUUCUCCCUGAGGUCUGAGGAGCCUCUUGUGUCCAUUCCAGGCCUCUCAUGGCUGCUGGAGGUGUUUCCCCCACCUCCCAUGUGUGUCUGUGUGUGUUGGUGUGCCUACGCCUGGGGGAGGUCUGCCGGGGCCCCCUCCCCUCAUGGCCCUCGCUCUGUCUAUGCAGGAGCCCUGAAACUCGCACUUUGUCCCAGUGUCCCUGCCCUGUGGUCUCGUCUCUGUGUGCCUGUGUCUCUCGGUGCUGUGGCCUGUGUGUCUCUGUGCCUGUGUGGCUGUGCUAUGGUCCCUCCAAGUCUGCGCUGUCCUUGUGUCCCUUGGAGGCAUCAGUCUGUCCAUCCAUCUGUUGGUGCUGUGCCCUCGGCUAACCCAGGGAGAGGGAGGACUCCACUGCAGCUCCACCAAUAAUAAACUUGUGUCUGAUCGCA
Messenger RNA from Erinaceus europaeus (western European hedgehog), 2034 nucleotides. It is a transcript of the gene SLC30A3, whose product is annotated as solute carrier family 30 member 3. The coding region runs from base 171 to 1340 and encodes 389 amino acids. NCBI's taxonomy places the organism in Eukaryota, Metazoa, Chordata, Mammalia, Eulipotyphla, Erinaceidae. The record is from RefSeq and is a predicted model, not a curated record. Gene Ontology annotation, molecular function: zinc ion transmembrane transporter activity. Gene Ontology annotation, biological process: response to zinc ion; zinc ion transmembrane transport. The transcript has 8 exons. Gene Ontology annotation, cellular component: plasma membrane.